This is a messenger RNA of Capsicum annuum, 3155 nucleotides long. RefSeq names its product serine/threonine-protein kinase CTR1. Gene Ontology annotation, biological process: protein phosphorylation. Gene Ontology annotation, molecular function: protein kinase activity; ATP binding. The coding region runs from base 307 to 2790 and encodes 827 amino acids. Lineage: Eukaryota; Viridiplantae; Streptophyta; Magnoliopsida; Solanales; Solanaceae. The transcript has 16 exons. The record is from RefSeq and is a predicted model, not a curated record.
GAGUCCAAAAGCCAUGGGUUAAGUUCAGCUCACCAAAAGAGGGAAAAAAACAACCUUCACGUAUACACGCACGAAAUUCUAUGCAUCUUUCCACUUUAUGACCAAACAGCCCCCACUUGUUAUAAUUAAUUCAAAUAAAUCCAACAAUUCUUCUUUAAUAGGUUUUUACACCACAAAAUUCCCAGAAUAUUACAAAUACAUCCAUUUUCUCCUGCCUUUUUCUUACUGUGAGAAAGUUUUUGAGUUGCUACAGUGUAAUGGCUGUUGCUUGGGUUCGUAAGGAUUUGUGAAUUGACUAUUUUAUCCAUGUCUGGUAGACGAUCGAGGAGUUAUACUUUAUUGAGUCAAAUUCCCGAUGAUAAUUUCUCGCCGGCGCCGCCGAAGUUCGCCGCCGUAGGUGGUAGUGGAACGCCGUACAACGAGUCUAAUUCCGGUGAGAAGAAUAGAGGUAAAGUAUUUGAUUGGGAUUUGAUGAAUCUGGUCGGGUCAUUAGCGGUACCCGGUUCGAUCGGGUCGUUGAGGCAAUCAAGUGAAGGUAGCUUCGGUGAUAAUAGCUCGGUAUCGGCGGUAUCGGGGGAGAACUACGUGGAGGUUACUUCGUUUGGGUAUAAAAAUGAUGGAUGUGGUGGAUCAUCGGUGGGAAGGAGCUGGGCGCAGCAAACGGAGGAGAGUUAUCAGCUGCAGUUAGCGUUGGCGAUACGGCUUGCUUCGGAAGCAACGUGUGCUGACUCUCCGAACUUUUUGGAUCCGGCGACUGAUGUUUUGGCAGCUCGAGAUUCAGUUUCUGGAUCAGCUGAAGCAAUGUCGCAUCGAUUGUGGAUAAAUGGAUGCUUGUCGUACUUUGACAAAGUCCCUGAUGGAUUUUAUUGGAUUUUUGGGAUGGAUCCAUAUGUUUGGACUGUCUGCUCAGUUCUGCAAGAAAGUGGCCGUAUUCCAUCAAUUGAAUCAUUGAAGGCUGUUGAUCUCUCUAAAGCACCAUCUGUUGAAGUGAUUUUAAUUGAUCGCUUUAAUGAUCCCCGCUUGAUGGAACUGCAGAAUAGAAUUCGUAGCAUAUUCCCUAGUUGCGUCACCACAGAAGAAGCUGUUGAUCAGCUUGCCAAGCUGGUUUGUGAUCAUAUGGGGGGUGCAGCUCCUGCUGGAGAAGAGGACUUGGUGUCCAUGUCCAAGGAGUGCAGUGAUGACCUGAAGGAUUGUCUAGGAACUAUCGUGCUUCCCAUUGGUAGCCUGUCUGUUGGGUUUUGCAGGCAUCGAGCUUUGCUUUUUAAAGUGCUAGCUGACAUAAUUGAUUUACCAUGUCGAAUUGCCAAGGGAUGUAAAUAUUGUAAUAGCUCUGAUGCUUCCUCGUGUCUUGUUCGAUUUGGACUUGACAGGGAGUACCUGGUUGAUUUGAUCAGUAAACCCGGGUUGUUAUGGGAACCGGAUUCCUUGCUCAAUGGUCCAUCUUCCAUCUCAAUUUCUUCACCUUUGCGCUUUCCGAGAUACAGACAAGUUGAACCUACAAUUGAUUUCAGGUCGCUGGCCAAACAGUAUUUCUUGGAUAGUCAAUCACUUAAUCUACUGUUUGAUGAUUCUUCAGCUGGAGCUGCAGCUGAUGGGGAUGCAGGACAAUCAGACAGGAGUUGCAUGGAUAGAAACAAUGCAGUCCCUAGUUCAAGUAACCGUGAUGAAAUUUCUCAGUUACCUCUUCCUCCAUUAAAUGCAUGGAAAAAAGGAAAAGAUAAAGAAUCUCAAUUUUCUAAAAUGUAUAAGCCUCCAAGUAUGUUAAACCCAAUAAACAUGGACAAGGACCUGGUUCUUGUGAAGCAUGUCCCUCCAAUACGAGAAGAUGCUCAACCACUGAUGGCAAGCGCAGAUACAGUAAAAGAUACUAGGUUUCUUGCUGUAGGAGGUCAUGUCGUUUCUUCUAUGCUAAGCGAAGAACUUGCUCUUGAUGUAGAUGAGUUCAAUAUUCCAUGGGAUGAUCUGGUUCUGAGGGAGAAAAUUGGGGCAGGGUCUUUUGGUACUGUUCACCGUGCUGAUUGGCAUGGCUCUGAUGUUGCCGUGAAGAUUCUCAUGGAACAAGAUUUUCAUGCCGAGCGAUUAAAGGAAUUUUUGAGGGAGGUUGCAAUUAUGAAGCGGUUGCGACAUCCAAAUAUUGUACUUUUUAUGGGUGCUGUCAUUCAGCCACCAAAUUUGUCCAUAGUCACAGAAUAUUUAUCGAGAGGUAGCUUAUAUAGACUUCUUCAUAAACCUGGUGCCAGAGAGGUGUUGGAUGAAAGGCGUCGGCUGUGUAUGGCUUAUGAUGUGGCAAAUGGGAUGAAUUAUCUUCACAAACGCAAUCCUCCCAUUGUUCACCGAGAUUUGAAAUCUCCAAAUCUGCUUGUGGACAAAAAAUAUACAGUGAAGGUCUGUGAUUUUGGUCUUUCUCGUUUCAAAGAGAAUACAUUCCUUUCAUCAAAGACUGCUGCCGGAACUCCGGAAUGGAUGGCGCCUGAAGUCAUUCGUGAUGAACCAUCAAAUGAAAAAUCUGAUGUAUACAGCUUCGGUGUCAUUUUGUGGGAGCUGACAACACUACAACAACCAUGGAGUAAAUUGAACGCACCACAGGUUAUAGCAGCUGUUGGCUUUAACAGGAAGAGGCUUGAAAUUCCAAGUGACUUGAAUCCUCAAGUGGCGACUAUUAUUGAGGCUUGCUGGGCUAAUGAGCCGUGGAAACGCCCCUCCUUUUCCACUAUCAUGGAUAUGCUGAGACCGCAAAUUAAAUCUCCUCUACCUCAACCAGAUCACACAGACGUGCAGUUGCUUUCAUGAAUACGUGUGAUAACUGUAUGGUUUCUGCAUUCGUUACAGGCCUUGAUUCUGGGAGGAAGAGCAUUUGGAUUAUGUCAGGCUUGUAUGAUGUAUGUAACAUAUUAGUUUCAGAUUUCCUGCAGAGAAAGCUAAGUUUUCUUUGCAAUUUCAAGUCACAGCCACUGGCUUGCAGAAGACCCUUUGCACUGGGCAUUUUCCUCUUGAACCAUUGUCUGGACAAGUGAUUUUGUUCAAUGUCAAUUUUUAUAAUUUCUGCCAGAAUUCAUGGUUGUAUAACUUUGUAUGUAAAAGCAUCUUAAUGGAAAUGUUCACAUAGAUUACACCGUUUUAAUGUGUGCGCUUUAUGGUGACAUGUAUUUGUUCCA